Messenger RNA from Lethenteron reissneri (Far Eastern brook lamprey), 3161 nucleotides. RefSeq names its product tripartite motif-containing protein 54-like. Gene Ontology annotation, cellular component: cytoplasm. The record is from RefSeq and is a predicted model, not a curated record. NCBI's taxonomy places the organism in Eukaryota, Metazoa, Chordata, Hyperoartia, Petromyzontiformes, Petromyzontidae. Gene Ontology annotation, biological process: regulation of microtubule cytoskeleton organization. Gene Ontology annotation, molecular function: zinc ion binding.
CGUCGCUCGGGAGACAAAGGCGGCCGGGCGUGGUUGCUGGCCACCCACCCCCUCGUGUGCCGUGCCGGCCUUCAUAGGUGCUCGUCGCUAACAGCACUUGGCCCCAAACAGUUCGUUACAGGCUAUACGGGGCCGUCUUUGUCUUUUUGUUGUUUUUGUGAGUGGAUAUUCUUGGUUCUGUCGGUAAAGUCACGUAGAUAGAAAAAAAAAAAAAUUGUGAGUGGAGCUUGGCGCUCGUGGCCGUUUCAUCCCCUCUCGCCGUCCCAAACAUUCACACAUAGCAACUCCUGACGUCCCGACGAGCUAUAAACAGCCUCGUGAUGGGGGUCGGGGGUAGAGGAUGAGCGUAAGGGAGCAGCUGCCGACACAGAUCGAGAGCAGUGUUCCAGUGACACUCCCAGCGGGCUCCGUCGAGAGCGUUAGGAGACCAGAAAAUCUCAGCCUGGAGUUCGUUUUUGCGUUGCGGCGGCUCUGCCUGACAUUUUAAGGUUUGUGUUUAAUAGACAGAGAGAGAUUGACAGAGGUUGAGUGUGGAGGAGAGAGAAGACAGUGAGCCACAGACAGGCCGGGUUGAAUUGGCGAGACACUGAGACAGUGCGUACAGAGAGAACGAGAGAGAGACACACAUUGACAGGGCCCUGAAGGAGUGACCGAGGGAAUCUUGAGAGAGAGAGAGAGAGAGGAGGGAUUUGAAGAACAGAGAUCGUUCGACACAUACCAAACAGAAACACAAAGAGACUCACACAUCGAGUCUUGAUAAGUUUACACAGACAAUGAGAGCAUUUUGAGAGAUAGACACAGACGCCCAUUAUUAUAGAGACACACGCAAAGAUAGACACCCAUAGAUAAACUCACAAAGGAGGAGGAAACGGCAGAGAAGCUCAGAGAGGACAGAAAGAAACAGGAAGUGAGGAUAGGGAGAGACAGAGAUACAGGAGAGUAAAGGAGAGACAAGGAGAGGCAGGUGAGGCAAGAGAGUCAGGGAGAAGAGGCCAUGGACUUUAGUCCGGGAUUCCGGGAUGCGCAGGCGAUGGACAAUCUUGAGAAGCAGCUGACGUGUCCCAUCUGCCUGGAGAUGUUCACCAAGCCCGUGGUGAUCCUUCCGUGUCAACACAACCUGUGCCGCAAGUGCGCCAACGACAUCUUCCAGGCGUCGAACCCGUUCUGGCAGUCUCGGAGCUCGGGCGUGGGCUCCGGGGGUCGCUUCCGAUGCCCGUCGUGCCGGCACGAGGUGGUGCUGGACCGACACGGGGUCUACGGCCUCCAGCGCAACCUCCUCGUGGAGAACAUCAUCGACAUCUACAAGCAGGAGUCCACCAAGCCCAUGAAGAAGACGGACCAGCCGAUGUGCGAGGAGCACGAGGACGAGCGGAUCAACAUCUACUGUAUCACGUGCGGCGUGCCCACCUGCUCCAUGUGCAAGGUGUUCGGGGCUCACUCGGGAUGCGAGGUGGCGCCACUGGGCACCGUCUACAAGAAGCAGAAGGGCGACCUGAGCGACGGGAUCGCCCUGCUCGUCGCCGGGAACGACCGCGUGCAGGCGGUCAUCGGACAGAUGGAGGAGACCUGCAAGGCGCUGGAGGCGAACAGCCGCCGCCAGAAGCAGAUGCUGUGCGAGCAGUUUGACGGGCUGUACGCGGUGCUGGAGCACCGCAAGCAGGAGAUGCUGCAGGCGGUGACGCGCGAACAGGACGAGCGCAUGCAGCGCCUGCGCACGCACAUGCGGCAGUACGGCGAGCACCUGGAAGUGGCCUCCAAGCUCGUGGAGAACGCCCUGCAGUCCAUGGAGGAGCCCGAGAUGGCACUCUUCCUGCAGAAUGCCAAGCCACUCAUUCAAAAGAUCAUCGAGUCGUCCCAGGCGACCCACAUCCAGAAGAUGGAGCCGGGCUUCGAGAACAUGGACCGAUUCAUGGCCAGCUUCGAGCAGGAGGAGGCCCUGCUGAGGAGGAUCACCUUCCUGAGCAGGAUGACGGAAUUGGUGGCGAUGGAACAGCAGCCGAACGAGCGAGCACUGCCAGAGAUGGAACGACGCAAUAAGCGUCUGUGCAGGAGCGGAAUGGACUUACGGCAUCUCGAGACCACGGUGGAGGCGAGUGGCGGAGGCGGAGGUGAGAAGCGAGACGAGGAGGAGGAGGAUGAGGAGGUGUUGGUGGAGGAGGUGGAGGUGGUGUACACGGAGGGGGAGGAUGGGCAAGCGGACGACUCGGUCGAGCAGGGCGCUGGCGCCGUUGGAGUCGGGGUGCAAGCGGGGCCCAGCGGGGUCAAGGGGGCGACGGGGGAAGGGACGCGAGCCCCCCGUGAAGACGGAGAGCCUCAAGCUGCGUUGGAUCCGCAUCUGGCCGAUUCCAGCACAGGGGAGGCGCCCAGCCGGCACGUGUUCUCCUUCCCGUGGCUCAACACCGCCAAGCACUGAUCGCAGGGAAGCCGUGUUCGCCGUCUCGACCAUCUCGCCCCGAGUGAGAGGCAGAGAGUGGGGAUCGAUCGGCGCCUUGAGUCACCCAAGUCAUCUCGGUCAACCCACGGCACCUGGUCCUGUCCCGUGGACUUCUGUUCAGCCGGCGAGCCUUCGACACUUCACGCGGCCUCAAAGUGCACGUAGCCUGGCACGAGCGUCGUAGUUGAUGGGCAAUAAUGGGAGAAGGUAAAUGAGGGGGAAGGAGGUCAUAAUUUGUAUGAUUGCGAUGGAGAGGAGGCAACUAGCAAUUGAUGAAUGAACUACAUUCAAUUCUUGUACUCAGGAUUAGUGCAUUGCGUUGUGCAUUUAGAAAUUGACUAUUUACAUUGAUACAUAUUAUAUGUUUAUGUGCAUGCCUUUAGGCUAAUGGAACAAAUGAGAGGCUACAUGCAAAAACAUACGGACAACGAUGCAAACGAGACAAAGAGUAAUCGAUUAUUUAUUUGAAUGGUGAAGCUGAAUAAUAGAAAUAGAAUCAUUGAAAGGGUGAAUCGUCAUAUGGCCUGUGGAGAGGGAAUACAGUGUAAGAUGUAGGGGCGACAUCAAAUGAGAUGCAUGCAGAAGUGCAAACACUUCCUGUGGAUUCAUUUAAAUUUUGUAACAUUUAUUAAUGGGAAUUAUUUUCCUUUUCCCAGAAAAUGCUUUGCUGUUUAGCUGAACGUUGCUCUACUGUUCGUUAAAAUUAAAUUCCUUCCUGCUCAAACGA